This is a messenger RNA of Ailuropoda melanoleuca (giant panda), 4953 nucleotides long. It is a transcript of the gene ERO1A, whose product is annotated as endoplasmic reticulum oxidoreductase 1 alpha. Lineage: Eukaryota; Metazoa; Chordata; Mammalia; Carnivora; Ursidae. The transcript is spliced from 16 exons. Gene Ontology annotation, biological process: protein folding in endoplasmic reticulum. Gene Ontology annotation, cellular component: endoplasmic reticulum membrane; endoplasmic reticulum. The record is from RefSeq and is a predicted model, not a curated record. Gene Ontology annotation, molecular function: protein-disulfide reductase activity; thiol oxidase activity; FAD binding. Bases 331 to 1737 code for a protein of 468 amino acids.
CCAGGCGCCCGGCGUAGGGGGGCAGGGGACGGGCGCGGCGCGCCGGGCGGGGCCCAACCGGGAAGAGGGUUCGUGCGUCAGCCUCACGCGCGGGGAAGGAAGCCGACCCGAGGCCCCGGGCGGCCGCUGCGGGCGCCUAGGCACGUUCGCAGGCUCCGCCGGGAGGUGGCGGCCGCUGAGAGGCGGGAGAGCCGAGGGCGGGCCUGGGAGGCGGCCGGGAGGUGGGGGCGCCGCCGGGGGCCGGCCCGCGCGGGCUUCAUCUGCGGACGCGCGGCCUGCGCCCGGGUGCUGGGACCGCGAGGCGCCGCCCGACGAGCGGCCGGAGCGGCUAUGGGCCGCCGCUGGGGCUUCCUCGUCGGCCUCGUGGGGGCCGUGUGGCUGCUCGGCUCGGGUCACGGUGGGCGGCAGCCCCCUGAGACGGCGGCGCAGAGGUGCUUCUGCCAGGUUAGUGGUUACUUGGAUGAUUGUACCUGUGAUGUUGAAACCAUCGAUAGAUUUAAUAACUACAGGCUUUUCCCGAGACUACAAAAACUUCUUGAAAGUGACUACUUUAGAUAUUACAAGGUAAACCUGAAGAGGCCAUGUCCUUUCUGGAAUGAUAUCAGCCAGUGUGGGCGAAGAGACUGUGCUGUCAAGCCUUGUCAGUCGGAUGAAGUUCCUGAUGGAAUUAAAUCUGCAAGCUACAAGUAUUCUGAGGUAGCCAAUAAUCUCAUUGAAGAAUGUGAACAAGCUGAACGACUUGGAGCUGUGGAUGAAUCUCUCAGUGAGGAAACACAGAAGGCUGUUCUUCAGUGGACCAAGCAUGAUGAUUCCUCAGACAACUUCUGUGAAGCUGAUGACAUCCAGUCUCCCAAUGCUGAAUAUGUAGACUUGCUCCUUAACCCUGAGCGCUACACGGGUUACAAGGGACCAGAUGCUUGGAAGAUUUGGAAUGUCAUCUAUGAAGAAAACUGUUUUAAGCCACAGACAAUUAAAAGACCUUUAAAUCCUUUGGCUUCUGGUCAAGGGAAAAGUGAAGAGAACACUUUUUACAGUUGGCUAGAAGGCCUCUGCGUAGAAAAAAGAGCAUUCUACAGACUUAUAUCUGGCCUGCAUGCAAGCAUUAACGUGCAUCUGAGUGCACGAUAUCUUCUACAAGAAACUUGGUUGGAAAAGAAAUGGGGACACAACAUUACAGAAUUUCAGCAGCGAUUUGAUGGAACUUUGACUGAAGGAGAGGGUCCAAGAAGGCUUAAGAACUUGUAUUUUCUCUACUUAAUAGAAUUAAGGGCUUUAUCUAAAGUGGUACCGUUCUUUGAGCGCCCAGAUUUUCAACUCUUCACUGGAAAUAAAGUUCACGAUGCAGAAAACAAAAUGCUACUUCUGGAAAUACUUCAUGAAAUCAAGUCAUUUCCUUUGCAUUUUGAUGAGAAUUCCUUUUUUGCUGGGGAUAAAAAAGAAGCAAACAAACUGAAGGAGGACUUUCGACUGCAUUUUAGAAAUAUUUCAAGAAUCAUGGAUUGUGUUGGUUGUUUUAAAUGUCGACUAUGGGGAAAGCUUCAGAUUCAGGGUUUGGGUACUGCUCUGAAGAUUUUGUUUUCUGAGAAAUUGAUAGCAAAUAUGCCAGAAAGUGGGCCUAGCUAUGAAUUCCAUCUAACACGACAAGAAAUAGUAUCAUUAUUUAAUGCAUUUGGAAGAAUUUCCACAAGCGUGAAAGAAUUAGAAAACUUCAGAAAUUUGUUACAAAAUAUUCAUUAAAGAAAACAGAAAACAAGUUGAAAUGUGCCUGUUUCUGAACUAUGAAGGCCAAAGAGUGGAAUUUCAUUCAAAGGCAUAAGAGCAAUGACAUUCUUAAGCCAAACAUUUUAUAUAAAGCUGCUUUUGUAAAAGGAGAAUUAUAUUGUUUUAAGUAAACCAUUUUUUUUAAUUGUGUUAAGUUUAUGUAUGAUAUUGUGAGUAAAAGUAACGCUUUGAUGAUGUGGUACAAAUUUUAAAGUUUAAUGGUGAAUAAAAUCAGGAUUAUCAAAUUCAUAUAUGUUAAAACUAAGUAAAUGCUAUAAGUCUUUCAAGAAUUUUGUGUGAGAAGAUGUAAUAUGAAUAAAGCUAUGGUCAGUGUGUUGAGCAUUUAAUAGGAAAAUGCUAAGGAGGCUCAUGAAUAACCCAUAAUUAACAACCUAAAAGUUUGCAAUACAUUUACAGUUACCAGAUUUAGUAAAUAUACAGAAUGCCCAGUUAAAUUUGAAUUUCAGAUAAACAAUAAUUUUUUAAUGUAAGUAUGUUGCAUGCAAUAUUUCGGACAUACUUAUGCCAAAAAUUAUCUCUUGUUUAAAAUUCAGAUUUAACUGGGAGUCCUGUGUUUUAUCUGGCAACCCAAAAGUACAUUGGUAUGAAAUAAAUCACUUCGAGAAUUAUAUUGCUAUUUAGAUUGGCUUGUUUUAGUGUGUAGAAAGAUACAAUGACAACUCAAAGACGGGAUUUCUAAACAUUGUGAAAAGUUGAAUAGAUUUAUAUAUUUUAUUCUCAUAAUACUUUACCCAAUGCUGAAUAAAAUUUGGGAGAAACUUUUUAUUUUUAUGUAAUUUCAGAUUUACAGAAAACGUUCGAGAAUAGUACAAAAGAACUCUUUACCCAGAUUCACUAAUUGUUCACACUUGCUUUAUCUUUCAUGCUCUCUCUCUCUAUACACAUGUAUACUAUUUUUUCCUAAAUCAUUUGAAAGUCAGUUCCAAGCGUCAUGCCCUUUGAACCUUAAAGACUUCAGUGUGUAGUACUGGAUAAUUUUUUUAAAUGAUUUUUUCAGAAAAAAAAAACCAAACAAACAGUGGAACUAUAACUGUAAGCCUUAGAAUAAGGAAUCAUUUUGAGGUCCAGUGUAAAUAAACUUAUUUUUGAGUUUGUUGUCCUUUUGAUGCUUGAUCUGUGUAGUCACAGGGCAUAUAAUUUUUGUUUUUUGUACAUGAGGUUCAUUUCCUUUUUCUCCCUAAAAGUAAUUUUGAGAGGUUUUCAUUAGUGGCAGUUCUUUAAUGAUAAAAAUAUUUGAGGGGGGGGCGCCUGGGUGGCACAGCGGUUAAGCGUCUGCCUUCAGCUCAGGGCGUGAUCCCGGCGUUAUGGGAUCGAGCCCCACGUCAGGCUCCUCAGCUAUGAGCCUGCUUCUUCCUCUCCCACUCCCCCUGCUUGUGUUCCUUCUCUCGCUGGCUGUCUCUAUCUCUGUCUAAUAAAUAAAUAAAAAAUCUUAAAAAAAAAAUAUUUGAGGGGGUUUAAGAAUUUUGAUCACAUGGUAAUUGUAAAAGAAACUAUACCUCAAAAUGAUGUGCCCUCUUUAUACUAGCAAGUUGUACCAUGCUGAGAUGUCACAUUAUUAAUAAAGCAGGGUUUAUUUAUAUAAUGGUUUAAAAAUAGCAUUUUAUACUGCUGUAUACUUUUUCUUUUCUGUAACCCUAAAGCCUGGUGGAGUGCCAAGUACAUAGUAAGCACAUGUGGGCAUCCAAUAAAUAUUUGUAGAAUGAAUGUAUGAAUAUGUAUUCGGCACAUCUUAAAUGAAAAACCACAGAGCUGAGUUUAACAAUAUGUGUCAUAUUUUCUCUUUCCCUUCCUCAUUUGAAUAAGGUAGGAAAAAAAAAGAUAUUUACUUACUAAUUAACUCAAUAUUUUUGGAGACUCAAAGGACUGUGAUGUGAGCACCAUGUGUGAAAGUUGAAAGGACAUUUGUAGUACUCCAGUCGUGUGGCGGAAGGGUUUAAAUGGCAAUUUUGUCUGUAUGCUUCUCUAAUUCUCACGUCAUGCCCUCGCCCUUUUUUAAGUCCAUCUUUUUGAGAGAAUAUUCCUAUCAUCACUUUAUCACCUCCCACUGCUCCUUAACCAGAAAUCUGGCUUUUGGCUCUGUAGUUCCUAACCGUUUCUUCUUUUAAAGUCAAAAAUUCCAAUUCUAAAUUCGUAGUUCAGUUCACAAGCCAUUUCUUAUUUGACUUUUUUUCUGCAUUUGAUACUGUUUGACAACCCCUUCUUUAAAAAUCUUUUUUCCCGCUGGGUUCCUUAUAUUUCACUCCUGGGCUCCUGGUUGUAUCCUUUUUCAGCCUUUUUUUCAUUUAUGCCUUAAAUGUUAUUCCUCAGACUUUCAUUCUUGCUGUAAAUCACCAUGACUUCUCACUCUUGGGUAAUUCCGAUUCAGUGAUGUCUAAGUCCUUAUCAUUAGUCCAGACUUCUUAAUCCAGCUGUUUACCACAUGUCUUCACUGUUGUCCCACAGAUACCUGUGUGUAUUAAAACAACUGUUCUCCCCCCAGAUCUAUUCUUAUGCCUGUGUUCCUGAGUUUGGUUAAUUUCAGAACCAUCAUCAUCUAGAUUCUCUAGGCUCCCUCCUCUGCGUCUUCCCUUAUCCAGUCAGUGUGUAAGCACUAUGGAGUUGAUCACCGUAUCCCUGAUGCAUUGCUGUCUUUUUCUUUUCUUUGGUCUUAUCUAGAGCACGACACUUACCUGCCUCCCUGUUUCCAGUCUGUCUCCUCUCACGCACCCCACAAUGCUGCCACAGCGGGCUUUCUAGAAGUACUUGAACAAGGCCCUCUGAUGUGUGUCUGCCAGUCCCACCCCCAGCCCUCACGCUUUGAUAAAACAAUUCUUCAAAUGUGCCAGGGUCAGGUCCCCAGACCUGGGUGCAUGCUGCUCUCUUUGCAUCAUGUGCUCUAACCAUCUUCCCUACCUGGAAAAUUCCCAUUUCUUCUUGCAGGCCAGCAUAAAGCCCGCCUCUGUGAAAUCUCCCUUGUUCCACCCAAGGAGUAUCCUCUAAUCUCCUCUUUAAUGUCACCACUGUAAUUACAACCUACCUCUAUUGUGUCACUUAUUGUACUGUAUUUUCUUUUAAGCCUCCUUUAGUAGAAUGUGAGCUCCUUAAGGGCAGGAAAAGGAACUUUAUCCACUUUUGCAUCUCCAUAGCAUAAUUUUUGGCAUAUGAACACUUAAUAAAUGUUUGUUGAAUAAA